AGUACUCGCGAACAAGGCUUAGCAUAAUCAAUCGCUCAUCGCUAACCAUGGCGGCAUCCAAAACGAUUCUUGACAUUCGCGGCAAACAACUAAAGCUUGAAACAGCUGCUGACGUUGCCCCCUUCAUCGCUGGCGUAGACCCAGCCAAACUCACCUCCAUCCAUCUUGGAGGCAAUUCCAUCGGCGUGGAGGCUGCAAAAGAAUUUGGUCGAUUCCUUGAGACUGCGGACGUGGUUCAACUUGCAGACUUUGGAGAUAUCUUCACGGGACGUACUAUCGAGGAGAUCCCUGCUGCUAUACAAGCACUCCUUGAUCCACUCUUACAUAAGACCUCCCUUCGAGAGAUAAACCUCAAUGAUAACGCAUUCGGAGAGCGUGUUGUGCCAUUCCUCACACCCUUCCUCGAAACUAAUCAUUCCAUACGCGUCCUCCGCCUCAAUAACAACGGCCUCGGGCCUGCGGGCGGCAAGAAAAUCGCCGAAGCAGUCUGCAAGUCUGCACCAACAGACGGCUCACGAUCGAAUCUUCAGGUUGUCAUCUGCGGCCGAAAUCGGCUAGAGGAUCCAGGAGCAACCGCCUGGGCCAAGGCGUUCGAGGCACACAAGACGCUUGUAGAGGUUCAAAUGCCACAGAACGGCAUUCGUAUGGAUGGUGCUGAGGCCCUUGCGCAGGGUCUUGCUGCGUGCUCUGAAUUGCAGAUUGUCAAUUUCCAGGACAAUGCAUUCAUAGAUGUGGAGAUGGAUGAAGAAGGACGGAAAGCUGUUCGUGCAUGGGGUGAGGCUGUCAAAACAAGCUGGCCAAAGCUACGCUUGCUAGACCUCUCUGACUGCAUGCUCUCGAAUGGAGAAGGGGAAGUGCCACCACUCCUGGAGGCUUUCAACGACCCGAAUACGAAGAACCUUCAGAAUCUCCAGGAGCUACGACUGCAGAACAACAACCUCGAUGGCAAAAGUUACGAGGUCCUCGCCCAAGCCGUGACGAAAUUGACGAAGCUCAAGCGGCUAGACCUGCAGGACAAUGAUGAUGUGGAGGAUAACGAACAUCUAGAUGACAUCGCCGAACAUCUGAAAGCACACGGCGGCAAGCUCAUCCUUACAGAAGAAGACGAGGAGGAGGAGGAGGAGGAGGAGGAGGAGGAAGAAGAAGAAAAGGUCGAAGAGCCAUCAGAGGAGGCCGAGGCUGAGG
Suillus paluster is the source of this 1185-nucleotide messenger RNA. RefSeq lists its product as uncharacterized. The annotation marks the transcript as partial. The record is from RefSeq and is a predicted model, not a curated record. Gene Ontology annotation, molecular function: GTPase activator activity; small GTPase binding. The transcript is spliced from 2 exons. Gene Ontology annotation, biological process: activation of GTPase activity; nucleocytoplasmic transport. Gene Ontology annotation, cellular component: nucleus; perinuclear region of cytoplasm; cytosol. Lineage: Eukaryota; Fungi; Basidiomycota; Agaricomycetes; Boletales; Suillaceae.